Molecule: messenger RNA, 736 nt
Organism: Eremomyces bilateralis CBS 781.70
Lineage: Eukaryota; Fungi; Ascomycota; Dothideomycetes; Eremomycetales; Eremomycetaceae
Product: SH3-domain-containing protein
Exons: 2
Coding region: 20-736 (238 amino acids)
Biological process (GO): protein transport to vacuole involved in ubiquitin-dependent protein catabolic process via the multivesicular body sorting pathway
Cellular component (GO): ESCRT-0 complex
Molecular function (GO): protein binding
Source: RefSeq, a predicted model, not a curated record
CGAAGAAUUCGAGGUCGCCAUGACCAAUCGGUCAAUCAGAACAAUCCGCUCAGAACUAGCAUAUCUUGCAGACAACCACACCAUAACUCCCGACCAACUUAACUCGAUUCUCAACCAGCUCCCGAAAGAGAACAUACGCACCGGAACAACACCAGCGAUAUCCCCACCGCCCACCAAUUCCUUCUCCAAUCUCUCGGUGAAUCCCAUAUCGGAAAAGUCCACCGGCUACUACAACCAAGACACAUCUGUUUCCGGCGUCGCCCCCCCCGCAUAUCCCGGUCCAAAUUCCGCUUCCGGUCCCCCGCCCCCUGCGUCUUCCGCACCCAUCCUCCCUGCCCUAACACAUGCCACCGCUCUCUACGCAUACACGCCCACCGAUUCCGGCGACCUCGCCAUCCAAGCGAACGACCGGAUCGCCGUGACCGAGUAUAUGAACGCAGACUGGUGGAAGGGCCGGAACGAGCGGACCGGCGUGGAGGGCAUCUUCCCACGAUCCUACGUGCAGGUCAUCGAGGAGAAAGGCGGUCCGAGUAUCGCGCCCGGAUCCGGCCAACCGAAUCACUCGAAUAACUACGGCAACAUGCCCCUGGACGUCAGCCAGCAGGGCAAUGGGGAGGGGAAGGCCCCCAACAAGGGGCAAGAAAUGGGCAAGAAGUUCGGGAAGAAGAUGGGCAACGCAGCGAUAUUCGGUGCUGGUGCCACGAUCGGGUCGAAUAUCGUCAACGGGAUCUUUUAG